Messenger RNA from Entamoeba nuttalli P19, 1674 nucleotides. RefSeq names its product bromodomain containing protein. The record is from RefSeq and is a predicted model, not a curated record. The transcript has a single exon. Bases 1 to 1674 code for a protein of 557 amino acids. NCBI's taxonomy places the organism in Eukaryota, Evosea, Mastigamoebida, Endamoebidae. Gene Ontology annotation, molecular function: protein binding.
AUGACAGAACCAUUCCGUGAGCCAAUAAUCUUAUCCUUUACCGAUGACACUGGCAAAAUACCUGCUUUUGAAGAAAUGACAAUAGAUGAUGAGGAUAGUAUAGGUGAAAGUUCUGAAAUGUUUCCUGAUGCUGAACAAACAAAAAUAAAGCAACGGUCAUACGAAGCAGUAGUGUUAUCAGAAGAAGAACUUGAUGAAGUUAAAAUUAGUGGACCAAUUCCUUAUCAAAUGAAUAAUCUUUUUUACCAAGGAGAUGAUCUUGAAAGAAAAAAACAAAGUGGGACAGGACUAGGGUGUGUUAACACGUGUUUUGGACCAUUUAGAGUUGCAUUUCAAGAAAAGCACAAACUUCAAAAUAUACCACCAAUUCAUCAACAAAACUCUCUUAAUAUCACACCUCUUCGUCCUUCUUUUAAUAACCAAAAUACCCUUCAACAAGUGCAACCUAAAUCAGUUAAUCAACAAGUAAAUGAAACAAGUCAAAUGCCAACAAAUGAACUUCCAAGUAUUAGAGAUAAUCCAUUUAUUAAAAAUAUUACUAAAACAAAAACACAACAACAAAACAAACUUCCAAGUCCAUUAGAUCAAUUUCUACAGCCUAUUGAUACAAAUAACAUUCAAAGUUAUUCUCAUGUACUAGCUAGAGAUCAUUCAGUUUUAUACAAUUCUUCAAGGGUUCAUUCAGGUGAAGAAGAUCCUACAAAGCAAGGUCCUCAUUUAGACUAUUUAGAAAAGGUCCAUCUUAGUGAUGAUAUAUCAAUUCCAGAAAAAGAAGUAAGUCAUUCAUAUUCAAGAAAGACAAAUAAAAAUCCAAAAAAAAUCAAAUUAAUGAAAGGCAUUGAAGAAGAAAAUUCUGUUUUGUUAAAAGAUAAAUCAAGAAAUGGGAAAAAAAUCUCUAGAAAAAAAGAAAUAGAUAUUGAAGCAGUAUCAGGUAAACUUCAUAUGAAUAAAGAUCUUGUAAUAUGUUCAUCAAUAUUAGGUGCUAUAAUGAAUAACCAAGAAAGCGAACCAUUUAAAACAGAAGUAGAUCCUAUUGCACUAAAUAUUUUAGAUUAUUAUAAAAUUGUUAAACAUCCAAUGGAUUUAGAAACAGUAUCAAUUAAACUUAGUAAAGGACUAUACGAAACAAAAGAAGAUUUCAAAAAAGAUAUGAAACUAAUAUUUGAAAAUGCAAAAAUUUAUAACUCCUCUGAAAAUUCAAUACAUCAGUCUGCUAUUAAUUUAAUGAAAAAAUUCGAUAAAAUGUUUAACUCAGCGUUUCUAGAGAAUAAUCCUCCAAAAUUAAUACUUCCAGAACAAGUUAGUGUAACUCCUACUUUUCUUCCAGUAGCUGUUCGACCAAUAUAUGAACAUAGUAACUUCUAUUAUUGUGAUGAAGCAGAGAUUGAAGAAAUGAAAGAAAAAAUGGCUAAGAUUAGAGGAACAAAAUAUCAAAGAAAGAAAAUGACGAUAAAAGAAAAAGAAGUAUUAACAAAUCAAAUUUCUAAAAUGUCAAGUGAACGAAUUAAUCUAUUAUUUAAUGUACUUGGAAUAUUCAAAGAACCUGGUAGAGUUGUAGAAAUUAAUUUGAAUGAUUAUGAUGAAGAAGAAUUAAUAAAUAUUAAAAAAAUUGUAAAUGGUACAUUUUCUAUUCCUCAUGACUUCUUAGAGUUACUUCAAUUAAACAAAAAUUAA